This is a messenger RNA of Daldinia loculata, 2081 nucleotides long. RefSeq names its product P-loop containing nucleoside triphosphate hydrolase protein. Gene Ontology annotation, cellular component: mitochondrial inner membrane. The coding region runs from base 275 to 1795 and encodes 506 amino acids. NCBI's taxonomy places the organism in Eukaryota, Fungi, Ascomycota, Sordariomycetes, Xylariales, Hypoxylaceae. Gene Ontology annotation, biological process: mitochondrial respiratory chain complex III assembly; protein insertion into mitochondrial inner membrane from matrix. Gene Ontology annotation, molecular function: ATP binding; ATP hydrolysis activity. The transcript has a single exon. The record is from RefSeq and is a predicted model, not a curated record.
UUUUUGUCUUUUUUUCCCUUUUUUAAAUUUCAUCUCACCGAGCUCACCUCGACAGAUAACCUUCAGUAGCAUUGAGACUAUUUCUAUGUAAUUUACAUAAUUUCAAGAAAAUAUUAUGUUGGUUUAACCUCAACCGUUAUCUGUUUUUUAAAUCUUCUUUAUGUAUUCCUUAUAAUAUUACCAUCAUUCUCCUUCUUCAGCUCCCAGUGCGAUUGUUAAGUUAUGGGAAACUAAGCCGCCUUGGUGUCAAUUCCACGGUAGCGGCGCCACUAUCAUGCGGCCUUUUCACCUUGGGGUUACAACGAGCCAUAGCUUCCUUGACCCGUCAAUGUAUGGCCUCAACUCUCUUAGGGAGAUCAUUGGUCACUGGAUAACCGGGCUAGAUAUCACACGCUUAGGAUCCCUCGCCGCGUGCGUCGGCGCUGCCCCCGCAGCGUGGCGACUUUUAAAGACAGCUUGGCGUGAAGUGUAUGGCUGGGUCAGUCACUUCUUCAUUUCCUACGUGAUAAUACCUGGCCGGGACCCGCUGAAUAGACAUGUGACGAAUUGGGUCUUAACCAAUGUCGUGCAAUUUCGAGGCAUACGGUCUUUUACGGCCCGCACUCAAAUCCAACCCGGUGCUAUCGCGGACCGAGCCGCCUUGCUAAAGAAGACUCGUCGUGACAUCCAGUAUCUGCCUCACUUUGAGACAGUAUGGUUCUGGUAUGAGAGUAAUCUGUUCGUGGUUAGGCGACCACUCGAUAGCUUCAACGCAUCUAUGGUCGACUCUGCUUACGAUGGCGUCGGAGGAGAAGAGUUGACCAUAGGCUGUCUUGGACGGUCAACCGAGCCUAUCAAGAGGCUCAUUCAAAAUUGCCAGGAACAUGCAGAUAGACAGGCUCAAUACUAUGUCAUUAUCUAUGCACGAGAUCGUUACGGCAUGUCCUGGCAACCAAAGUCUCGCAAGCCCAUCCGUCGUCUUGAGACAGUUCAUUUUGACGACGCCCUGAAACAGGAACUCCUUACAGAUAUCAGAAAAUACCUCGACCCUAACACCAAGAAAUUGUACCAGAGUCGUAGCAUGCCUUAUCGUAGAGGUUAUUUGUUCUAUGGGCCACCAGGUACGGGAAAGUCAUCACUGUCGACUGCUCUAGCGGGCGAGUUUGGCCUCGACUUAUACGAAGUUAAGAUUCCAAGCGUAGCGACCGACCAAGAUCUUGAGCAAAUGUUCAACGAGGUUCCGCCGCAGUGUAUCGUGCUCCUAGAGGAUGUUGAUGCCAUCUGGGUGAAGCGCGAGUUGGCGAGUCGCGAGCCGCAUAACGAGGCUGUAUCGAACUGUACUCUUUCCGGUUUGCUCAAUGUUUUAGAUGGUGUCGGGUCACCAGAAGGGCGUAUCGUAAUCAUGACGACAAACAAACCGAAUCGACUGGACAGCGCUCUGGUGCGGCCUGGUCGUGUCGAUAUGAAAGUCAUGCUUGGCAACAUCAGUAAAGGUUCAGCUGAGCAAAUGUUUCUCCGCAUGUUCAUAUCAGACGCUAAUACGUUACCGUUAUUGCCCUCACAAAAAGAUAAUGAUAAAUUGGGUGAUGAUCACAUUCCUCAAGUAGACCAUGGGCUAUUACGGAGGCUCGCUUCGGAAUUCGCGACGCAUAUCCCAGAAGACACGUUUACCCCUUCUCAAUUACAAGGCUUUUUCCAACUGCACUUAGACAAUCCUAUAGAGGCUGCUUCGAAUAUCUCGGCGUGGGUUGAGAGGGAGCUGUCUGCAGGGUCAUCGGACGAUGAUAUUGAAAUUGUAGGCAAUGGGAAGGCCUAACUUUCCAUCGUAUAUUGUAUGAUAUAGCUCAGCGAGAUACUGUACCAUAGCAAGGUUUCUAUUUUAGAAUUGUUUGGGAUAGCGGAGUUUGGGAAAUGGUUAGAUAACGGGUUGGAAAUCGGGAUGAGUGACCGCACGUCGGCGCUUGCUGAUAGACCUUAGAGAAUGCAUAUCUUGAUUUAGUACUUUUGGGAAGUAUAGAUAGAAUAGUGCUUUUGAGCAGGCAUUAGGUUGCCCUUGAUAUGAUAUAUCGCUCAUAGAGUGACAGGUAGCUAUCAUGUUACGG